AUGCCCGCCUGGGAUACGGCAUCCUGGAACUUGCUCCUCCAUGCACACGCCGCUACUGGGCAGAUAUCCGGCGCUCUACUUGUGUUUGAUCGGAUGCCUUGGAGGAACAUUGUGUCUUGGAACACCAUGCUGGCUGCAUAUGCCCAAGCCGGGCAUGUCGAGAAGGCCAUGCACGUCUUCGAUCUCAUGCCGCUCCGGGACCUCGUCUCCUGGACAACUCUGUUAGCGAUCUUGCUCCAGAGGGACGAUAUCGACUUGCCUGCCAUGGAAGCUCUGUGCCUGAUGAUGCCCGAGUGGGACGCUGUCGCAAAGAAUGCGGUGCUCUCUUCCCUUGCCCAGAGUGGUCGACUGGAGAGAGCCAGGGAGGAGCUCUCAUCGAUGAAAGAGACUAGCUUGAUCACGUACAACAUCAUCUUGUCUGGGCUCCUCCAGCUCUUGGACUUCGAUGCUGCUCUCACCUUUUUCACCACUGAGAUGCCUGAACACAAUCUCUUCUCCUGGAACACCCUCUUGGUGUCCUAUGCCCAGGCUGGGGACGCCGAGAGAGCCAUUGUGGUGUCAAGCUUGAUGAGAGAGCAGGACAUCGUCUCCUGGAACUCACUUCUCCACGCUCUCGCUCAGUCUGCUCGUGUUGAGGAGGCCAAGCAGGUCUUCGACGAGAUGCCGCACAGAAACAUUGCUUCAUGGACGUCUCUUCUCGUUGCUUAUGCCCAGCACGGGCAUAUUGACCAGUCUGCAGCAAUCUUCGCCUCCAUACCUGAGCUCGACCUGGUAUCCUGGACUGCGAUGCUCGUCGCCUAUGCCCAGCAUGGCCUCCUCGUCGAGACAAAGCUCGUCUUCUACCAGAUGCCCGAGUGGAACCAAGUCUCUUGGAAUGCGCUUCUCUCAGCUCAUGCUCACCACGCCUCACAGCUCGCAGUGUCAUACAAGAUCUUCAACACGAUGCCAUCACUGGAUCUCAUGUCCUGGAGCUCGAUGUUGGGAGCUUACGCCCAGGUCGGGCAAGCCAACUCAGUGCUCGAUUUGUUUCACUUGAUGGCUGCCACUGCCGAGAGAGUUGACGAGAUUUGCUUCAUCCGGAUUCUUCAUGCAUGUAACCACAGUGGGGGCCUCUAUGCUGGAAGGAAUUGCUUCACAUCUUUAAGCCUGGAUUAUGGAGUGCCUCCCACCAAGCCUCAUUUCUGCUGCAUGGUCGAUAUCCUGGGACGAUCAGGCAGGCUGGGAGAUGCUGAAGACUUGAUCAAUACCAUGCCGUUUGUGGCUGAUUCACUUGAGUGGACUUGCCUGCUAGUGGCAUGUAGAAACCAUAAGGAUGCUGCUAGGAUGUAUGUGUAG
Selaginella moellendorffii is the source of this 1335-nucleotide messenger RNA. RefSeq names its product pentatricopeptide repeat-containing protein At4g02750-like. The record is from RefSeq and is a predicted model, not a curated record. The coding region runs from base 1 to 1335 and encodes 444 amino acids. Gene Ontology annotation, molecular function: protein binding. The transcript has a single exon. NCBI's taxonomy places the organism in Eukaryota, Viridiplantae, Streptophyta, Lycopodiopsida, Selaginellales, Selaginellaceae.